Molecule: messenger RNA, 2370 nt
Organism: Polyodon spathula (Mississippi paddlefish)
Lineage: Eukaryota; Metazoa; Chordata; Actinopteri; Acipenseriformes; Polyodontidae
Product: potassium channel subfamily K member 16-like
Exons: 5
Coding region: 122-1069 (315 amino acids)
Biological process (GO): stabilization of membrane potential; potassium ion transmembrane transport
Cellular component (GO): membrane
Molecular function (GO): potassium ion leak channel activity
Source: RefSeq, a predicted model, not a curated record
UUAUUAUUAUUAUUAUUAUUAUUAUUAUGUAAGUAAAAAAUAGUAGUAAUUUGUCUUCAAAGAUAUACUAGUCUUGAUAGAGUCAACAUUUCCUGGACUUCACGAAUCACGAUUUGGAGAGAUGUCUCAGGCGGUCAGUACAAGCCUGAUGCUAAUCGGAUACUUGUUUUACUUAGUGGUGGGGGCUGCUGUGUUUCAAGCUCUGGAACAGAAUUAUGAGAAGGAACUGAAGACAGACACCUUCCGUCAAAAGUUGAUGUUUCUGAAAAACUAUACAUGUUUGACGAAAGAAGCUGUUGAAAAGUUUGUAGAGGUAAUGACUGAAGCCUUCAAAAAUGGUGUGAAUCCACUUGAAAACAAUAGUUCCAGUUCCAGUAACUGGGACUUCAGUAGUUCUUUCUUCUUUGUUGAAACAGUAGUGACAACCAUAGGAUAUGGGUACUUGGCCCCACGGACUGCAGGAGGCCAAAUAUUCUGCGUGUUUUUUGCCAUGUUUGGAAUCCCCUUGAAUCUGAUUGUUCUGAACCAUGUGGGGAAGACUCUCUCUUCCUGUGCUGAACGGCUGGGGAAAAAGCUGUACAGCAGAGGAAUGGAAAAGAAAAAGGUGAAGUUUCUGACCCUCCUUUUCUUCGUGGCGAUUGGCGUUGUCUUAUUUCUGGCUUUGCCUCCACUAAUAUUCUGUUUGAUGGAGGACUGGAGCUACAGGGAAGGAGUGUACUAUGCAUUUAUCACCCUGAGCACGAUCGGAUUCGGUGACUAUGUAGUUGGUAUCAAUCACAAGCCAUAUUACCGGGCACUAGUAGCUUUCUGGAUCCUUUUUGGAAUGGCAUGGCUGGCUCUCCUGUUUAAUUUACUGACUACUUUUUAUGAAGACACUGAAAAGAAAAUCUCCAAAGUGCACCAAAAGAGAAAGGCUGCCAGGGCCAAAAAGAACACGGCUAAUGGCUCCCAGCCGACCACUCCUGUUUCGAAAGAAGAUGUUGCCAUGGAGACUGAGGGCAGUGCACAGCAAGCAACUGUCUCAUUUUUGGAACUCGACAACUCAAGACCAAACAGUCAGCUUGCAUAAGAGCAAAUAUUACCCUUGUGACCGAGAACAAACCAGUAGCCAGCAGUCUAAUCAGACAUAAGGUCUGUCAAGUAUAUUUAACAUUCAGGGCUGACUACUUAUAGUAAACUUGACAAACUGCUGGUGAGCUGUGUGAUUCAGUCAGGACAGCACCUACUUCUACCUACUACAAGGUCCGAGACUGCUUGAUAUCUGUGCUGAAAAUGAAAGCCCAACAGAUAAAACAUCACAUCACAAGUUUAUAUAUUAUUGUACUGUUCCCUUUUAAGAUAAAAAAAUGACGCAUGGUUUCACCAAAGUAAGUAAAAAAAGGAACUUCAAAAGAGCCCCAUUUUUAGUUCCUCUUAAUACCUUGUUCGUUUGGGGGAUGUGGUUAGUUUUUUAGUCUGUCAACAAAGGAAAGUAAAAUGUGUGCUCUGAGGUGGUCUAGCUAAGCUGCUGUUCCUGGUGGAGCAAGAAAGUAUAUUACUUAGAAUAGGCGUUGGACUUCACAGCCUACGCAAACAAAUGUACAAAUAGAAAGAGGACAGACUCAUUUGUGUAGUUUAGCAGCUUACUUUUUAGCAACUGCUGAACUUACUUAUAAAAGAUCUUUUUAUAUUCUAUAAGUGAGAGUAGGUAGGAAGCAUUGACUCCAAGGUGCAGCAGUGGCAGUGGAUUUCAAAUCUGGGGCUAAACAUCAGUCCUCUACCUAUGACACAUUAACAAAUGUUUUGGCCUACUGUGUAGAUUACCAAAAUAUGUAUCUAAAUGGUGCAGGAUCAUUAUUGUUAAAAAGCCUCACCUAUAACUAUUUAUUACUGCUGUUACUUAUAGAACAUUUAUUUACAUUACCAAAACAAUUCCCCAAGUGUUUCAAUAUAAAUCAGUGUGUUAGAAGGGAUCAACCAGGCUACAAUAUUAGGAUCCUCUAUUAGAGGUAAAAGUUUCAUAUUUUGAUACAGCAAUAGUUCUGCUGUGUUACUUCUUUUAACUGAGACUAAAUGUGAUCCAUCAGUAGUUAUAAAGUACUACUUACAGCACCUGUUUGCUUGUGGUAUUAAAGUCAGCAUCUAUUUUUAACAAAAAAGGUUUCAGUUCUUUUAAGUAACAAUAAUUGCAGAAGUUAGUUUGCCACAAAAGUGCUUGAAUCCCUCUUUUUUUUUUUUUUUUUUGGUGUCAGAAAAAGAAACCCAGCUGUAGCCAGUACAGAUUACUUGGUUCAUACAUCCUUGUUCCCAGGAUGUUGUUGCUUUCAUUGUUAUUUCUUUGCUUAGACAAUUCAAAAAAAAUAAUUCCACAGCUAUAUGUGUGUAUAUAUG